Culicoides brevitarsis is the source of this 2075-nucleotide messenger RNA. RefSeq names its product NEDD8 ultimate buster 1. The record is from RefSeq and is a predicted model, not a curated record. The coding region runs from base 120 to 1910 and encodes 596 amino acids. Gene Ontology annotation, molecular function: protein binding. The transcript is spliced from 4 exons. Gene Ontology annotation, biological process: regulation of ubiquitin-dependent protein catabolic process. Lineage: Eukaryota; Metazoa; Arthropoda; Insecta; Diptera; Ceratopogonidae.
GUCAUCCUAUUCGGUUCUCUGUCAUCGUUCCUCUUGUGAAAUCAUCUGCUAUUGUAAACAAAGAGCUCAUCGACUGUAGUUGUUAAUUUCUCAGGGAUUUUUAAAAUUUUAUAAAAAAAAUGUCUCACCUCAUCCAAGAUGUCCUGAAUCAAGUUCGAGCCCAAUUAAACCUCGAAGGUGUCAAAUUAUGGGAUCCUCCUUACUACAUCGAUCCAGAGCCCAUUGACGACAAGUUAGAAGAGUUGGGACGAACCUAUGCCCUUGUCUUAAACCUUCCAACUGAAAUGUGCGUCGCGGCAGUUAAAGAGCUCCAAAGUAACGCUCUUGAAAAGUUAGCUGCCAAAGCGAAAUUCAAUGCAACAGGUAUUGCUUCGUUAAAGGUGCGAAUCCCAAACCAACCGGGAGGCACAGAUUUGCACACAGUCGAAGUUAGUUUAGAAGAGACAGGAAGUGCGUUACAGGAGAUAAUUGCCACGAAAUUAAACGUCACAGUUGAUAGAGUUACUCUCAUCUUCUCGGGCCACGUGGUUGAUACUGCAAAGACAUUAUCAUCGCAAAAUGUGAAAAACAAUCAACAAUUACUUGCUUUAAUUCGCUCAGCGGACGAUUCAAAAGAUGUUUAUGCUGUAACUGCCAAAAUCAAAAGUGAUGCAGAGCUUUUAAUACAAAAUUCGUAUUCUAAUGAUUUUCUUGUCAUGGAAGAUCAGCAAGGGAAUCGCAUUUACUUACCAGAUGCUGAAAACAAAGCCUUGAAACUCGGCUUAGCUCUUCACAAAAAAGGUCGCGUUUACUUAAACCAAGAAAAUUUUAACUUGGCAUUGGUUCUUUUCUUGGAAGCGGAUGAGCAAUUUCGCACAGUAGCAAGUAGUUUAUUGGAGUCUGUCGAUAAUUACGCCCUCUUGAAUCUGGAUAUCGUUUGGUGCUAUUUGUGCUUGAAAAGUGUGACCCAUCUACCGGAUGCUGAACGUCGUCUUCAGUUAUGCGAAGAGAAUUUUCGUCGCAGUUACGGUACAAAUUUCAAUCGUUUAGUUGACUUGAAGGGAUCUGAUGGCAACGAAAAAGCUCUCGUUAUGAGACUGCAUUUGCUCCAAGCUAUUCUGAUGUUUCACCAAAAUCGACGAGGCGAAGCUCAAGCAAUGCUCAGGAUGGCAGAAUCGGAGUUGCUUCAGUUGAAAGUCGAUGACGCCGCGUUACAGAGUUUGAUCGAGAUGGGAUAUGGCUUGAGUGAAGCAAGGCUUGGGCUUCGGGCGACAGGGAAUAAUAUCGCAGAUGCGAUUAAUAAUAUCACGGAACGUCGUGAAAAGAAAAAAGAAGCAAGAAAAAAAGCAAGGAAAAACGAAGAAUUGCUUGGGAAGGAAUUUCGGAGCGGAAAUGUCAAUCCAAAUUCGUUGAAAAAAUUAAUUGAGAUGAAUUUCGAUAAGGAUUUGUCUUCAAUGGCAUUGGAAAAAGCUGACAAUGACAUUAACGAAGCGAUAAAUUUGUUACAGAACGAGAGCGAGGAAUUACGAAAGCAAUUGGGGAAACGUAAAAAAUUCCACGUGGAAGGAAAUUUACUUCAAAAUCUCGUUCAAAUGGGUUUUCAUACUGAACUCGCAAAAAUGGCUCUCCAGAAUUCCUUUAACAAUUUGGAUUCAGCUCUGGAUUUUUUGCAAUCUCUUCGCGAUGAUGGCAAAUAUGAAGAGGUUUUGUCAGGUUUAGCUGGGCCAUCAACAUCUAGUCAACAACCAUCGAUUCCUUUAGAAGAAUUAAAAGAAGCCAAAGAAUUUUUCGAUAAGAAAUUCGCUGAGAAGGAAGCAUUUGAGCGAUUUAGCGAAGGUUACAACAACGAUGAUGAUGAACAUUUGGACUUGCCGCUCACUCAAGAGGAAAGCUUAAUUCAAGAGUACAAAGCAGCGUUGAACAUGAAUUAGUUUGACAUGCACACAAAAAAAUGUUUUUACACAAAAAAAAAUAAUAUAUAAAUUUGAAAGUCAUCAAAACAAUAAAAGAUGGACAAAAUUAGUAGUUAUCGAUUGAUUGAAAUGUCACGAUAAGGUCAUUGCAACAGGUGAAAAUGUUUUGGAUUUCACAGAUUU